Ambispora leptoticha is the source of this 215-nucleotide messenger RNA. The record is from the annotation of a GenBank genome assembly. NCBI's taxonomy places the organism in Eukaryota, Fungi, Glomeromycota, Glomeromycetes, Archaeosporales, Ambisporaceae.
GUGCCCCAGCUUUCAUCACCUCAGCUGAUUUCCUAAAUGAACAAGUUUAUCCUGCGAGUUGGUUACUUGAGGAAGCUAACAAAUUGUCAGUAUUUGAAUAUUCGACGGAUGUUCAGGUGAAACGUACUCUCGAAAAACCUAUCAAGAAUCCAACACGGGAUUCAUUGAAACAUUUUGAGAAAAAGACAGAAGACAGGAUUUCUGGAGACAAAUGA